This is a messenger RNA of Colletotrichum chrysophilum, 753 nucleotides long. RefSeq lists its product as uncharacterized. Bases 1 to 753 code for a protein of 250 amino acids. The record is from RefSeq and is a predicted model, not a curated record. NCBI's taxonomy places the organism in Eukaryota, Fungi, Ascomycota, Sordariomycetes, Glomerellales, Glomerellaceae. The transcript has 5 exons.
AUGUUGCUCCUCAGCAUCACAUACACAACUGCAAUCGUCGCGCUGUUCCUAUACUUCGAGAUCGUAUCGGACGUCGACCUUGACAACAUCACUGCCGAGGAUAACUUCGUCGUGGGUCGCAAGCUCGGGAUUCUCAACAUCCUCGCAGAGACGUCCAUGCAGACGACUCUUUGGGGCAACAAAUGCUGCAUUCUGUUAUUAUACCACCGCUUGACCCUGCAGUUGUCAUUGAACCUCUCCACGGAUCUCAUCCUUCUGAUCAUUCCCGUCGUCUUGAUCAGCAGGUUGAACAUGAAGAUUGGGAAAAAGAUACUGCUCGUCUGCCUAUUCAGCCUGGGCAUCUUCGUCAUGCUCGCUGCGAUCCUAACGAAAGUAAGCGUCUUCACAAACCAGACCGCCCCUAUCUGGUUCCUCUGGUGCGUCCGCGAGGUCUCCACAGCCAUGCUCGUGGGCAACCUGCCGCUGUGCAUGCCCACCUUCCGCAUGUGGUGGCGCUUUUUCUUCCCCGGCAGCGGCGCCAGCGCAACGCCGGGACCGCACGAGUCGGCCAGCGGCGCGAGCGCCGUGACAAAGAGAUCAGUGGCGACGACGGCCGCCUUCAGCGAGGCUACUGGCGGCGGCGGAGAAUCAUCCACGUGGGGCUCCUCGCCGGCGAGGAGUAGGAUGAACGAUGAUAUUGAGAUGUAUGGCACGUCUAAGGGCGGGGCGAGGGGUGAGGGUCGGAGGUUAUCUGUUGACGAGGAAAGUGCCUGA